Molecule: messenger RNA, 206 nt
Organism: Perkinsus marinus ATCC 50983
Lineage: Eukaryota; Perkinsozoa; Perkinsida; Perkinsidae
Exons: 1
Source: RefSeq, a predicted model, not a curated record
GUUAUAGGCCCAAUGAGUCCGGAUUCGAUCUGCAGCUCCGAUCUGAAACCUUUAGAUAAGAAACCGACGGAUACGACAGGAUAUCGGGCGCAAUCCAGCCGAAGAUGCGCUGAUAGAAGAUGCCAGAACGUGCGGAAUUCACUUCGCUUCCCCGGUCCGACCGGGAAAACGAAGCGAAUCUCGACCGGGCGGGAUAGCCAUAAUAG